UGUAACACAUGCUCGGCAAUCGGGGAUUUUAUUUUGAAGGUUAUAAUCGAAAGUCAAAGACACCACAAACAGCUUGAUUCUCGUACGGACGGAGAGGUUUCAUCCACAAAAACACUCAGCUCGGGAUCAGCACUGAUGGAGGAGACUGGGGUUUGUGAGAUCGACGUGGCGACCAGAAGAAUAGUAGGAGGCAGCGAUUCACCGCCUGACCUGGACAGCCCUUGUCAGGAGGAUGUGGGCGAGUUCGGUCUGGGGUUGUGCUGCUCUGAGGAGGUGCGGGGGGAGACCCCGGGCAGGGAGGACAGUCCCAGUGACCUGGGAGAGGCAGAGCUGGACCCUGGAGGAGACAGCAAGUCCGGAGACGACAAGGCCUUCGGGAAAGAGGUUCUCCUGCUGAUGCAGGCCCUGAACUCCUUAGCCACACCUGAGGAGAAACUGGCUGCUUUGUGCAAGAAGUAUGCAGACCUGUUGGAGGAAAGCCGCUGCAUGCAGAAGCGUCUGAAAGCGCUGCAGAAGAAGCAGUCCCAGAUCGUCAAGGAGAAGAUCCACCUGCAGGGCGAGCACAGCAAGGCCAUCCUGGCUCGCAGCAAGCUGGAGAGUCUCUGCAGGGAGCUGCAGAGACACAACAAGACACUGAAGGAUGAGAACGCCCAGCGGUCCAGAGAGUACGAGGAGCAGCGGAAGGAGGCCAUGCUGCAUUUCCAGAUGACCCUGAGCGACAUCGAGGUGCAGAUGGAGCAGCACAGCUCCCACAACACCAAACUGAGGCAGGAGAACAUGGAGCUGGCAGAGAAGCUCAAGAAGCUCAUCGAACAGUAUGAGCUCCGAGAGGAGCACAUCGACAAAGUGUUCAAGCACAAGGAGCUGCAGCAGCAGCUCAUGGACGCCAAGCUGCAGAGAAUUGCCGAGAUGAUGAGAGAAGUGGAGGAGAAACAGCAGAGAGAGAGAGACUUUCUGCUGAAAGACGCCACCGAGUCCAGACACAAGUGUGAACUGAUGAAGGAACAGGAAACACACCUCAAGCAACAGCUCUCUCUCUACAUGGACAAGUUCGAGGAGUUCCAGAGCACUCUGGCCAAGAGCAACGAGGUCUUCACCACCUUCAGACAGGAGAUGGAGAAGAUGACCAAGAAGAUCAAGAAGCUGGAGAAGGAGACGACCCAGUGGAGGACCAAGUGGGAGAGCAACAACCAGGCUCUGCUGCAGAUGGCCGAGGAGAAAACUCUGCGUGACGGCCACUUCAAGGCCCUGCAGGGGAAGCUGGAGCUGCUGGAGCGGCUGUGCAGAGCGCUGCAGAAAGAGAGGAACGACCUCAACAACCGGCUCAGCCUCCUCCAGGAGCGAGGAGAGGAGGAGGAGGGCACGGCGCCCCCUGGAGCCCAGCAGCAUGAGCGCUCGGAGGGGGAGGCAGAGGGCGAGGAGGAGGAAGACGACGAACAGGACGAAGAGGAGGAGCAAGAAGGUUCGGUGCAGGAGAUAGAGGGGGAGAGCAUCCACCAGGCCACCAGGCCGCCCGAACUGGAGCCGGAGCCGGAGCCCACGGCUGCUACUGACAAAACCACUACUGCUACGCCAAGCGAGCCUCCAGCAGCCACAGCAGCCACCGCACCGCAGGACUGAAGGGGGCGGAGCCACUGAGCCCCGCCGUGGCCUCUGGGUAGGGAAGAAGGGUCUGACAGCAUCGGCCCACAGACCCUCAGCCUAGUUCUUCAACUAGACAGAAAAACCAUCUUCAGUGGAGAUAGUGAUUUCCCCCCUUUUUCUUUGAAGAAGUCUAGGACUUGUUUAUCCAGGUCCCGUCAUCGGAGGCCAGACCAAUAUCUUUUUUGUGUGAUAGUUUAAGAAGAGUAAAAUGAUUGUAUCAAUGAUUCUAUUCUAGUACUUCGCCCACGUUUACAUUCGUUGUAAUAAUUGGCUUUGUGGCGAGCACUUCGUACUCCCUGUUUUCUACCAUAACUGUAUUUUCAUAGGAGAUUUCCAUGCAGUCAAACUGAAACAUUUUUGAGUCUGACUCAGCUCGGCCUUUAAUUUCCCUCUUUACAUGUCUCUCUCUCUCUCUCUCUCUCUCUCUGUCUCUCUGCAGCUUCUUAUGUCUUACUGGAGAGUAUAGUUUAUGAUUAAGAUGAAUAGUGGCUCUGUCAGAUGCAUAUUGUUGGAGAUCGCCUCUUUAUUAAUGUAGCUUUGUAAUAAUAAUUUGAAAUCUGAAAAGCUGUCGGAAGAAAACAGGACUUGUGUAGGAAUUAUAAAGGAAUUGCAGUUUUCUGUAUCUCGGAGCAGAACUGGUUAUUUUAUAUCUGAACUGGCUGCAGGUUGUUUCUUCAUUUCCUCUCAGAUGCAUCGUCUUCUUCUUCAGCUUUUAAUUUUCUCGCGACCAAAACCACAGCAUACUCUGUACACGAUGACAACCCGACCCCCCAAAACCAUGUGUGUGUCAGCCAGCGCUCUAACUGGCUGUACAGUUUUCAAAGAUUCAUCUUUUCCCAUUUGAGCGUCAGUGGUUGUGCUGUAAAUCUGUGUUUGUGUGUUUCCUCCAGUCCAGUUUAAACACUGAAGUCUUAAAAAGGGCUAAAGCUGCACCUUCAGGCUGCUGGGUCCAGGUUCCUCUGCAGACCUGGAUGCUCUGCACGUCUCGGCCAGUCUUCUUUUUUUGUUCAGAGGUUGGGCAGAUGAUUGAUUUUGUAGAAGAGGGAAGUCAUUUUUU
Molecule: messenger RNA, 2701 nt
Organism: Myripristis murdjan (pinecone soldierfish)
Lineage: Eukaryota; Metazoa; Chordata; Actinopteri; Holocentriformes; Holocentridae
Gene: txlng
Product: taxilin gamma
Exons: 11
Coding region: 136-1620 (494 amino acids)
Biological process (GO): regulation of cell cycle
Molecular function (GO): syntaxin binding
Source: RefSeq, a predicted model, not a curated record